Nicotiana tabacum (common tobacco) is the source of this 432-nucleotide messenger RNA. RefSeq lists its product as uncharacterized. The record is from RefSeq and is a predicted model, not a curated record. NCBI's taxonomy places the organism in Eukaryota, Viridiplantae, Streptophyta, Magnoliopsida, Solanales, Solanaceae.
AUGCAUAUAUCUGCAGGAAAAAAAAGCAUUAAACAUAUAUAUCUUCAACUACUAGGUGAUCAACCAAGAACGCCAUGGAAGUGUUUGAUGUUUGGUAAUGCUGCAAGGCCAAAAGCUAAGUUCACGGUGUGGUUGGAAAUGCAGAAUAGACUACUUACUGCUGACAGAUUGAGCAAAUGGGGAAUGCAGGUAGAAAGCAAAUGCAACUUAUGUCAGAGAGAAGAGGAAACAAGAGUUCAUCUCUUUGUGGAGUGUGACUAUACAAAAACAAUGAUGCAAAAACUAAUGCACUGGACACAGAACCAAAAUAUAGUAGCAGCUACCUGGGAACAACAUGUAUAUGAGGUGAUCAAGAGAGCUAAAGGCAAGUCAAAGGAAGCUCAACUAUUCAAGAUGAUAUAUUCUAAAGUAGUACAUAGUAUAUGGAUAUAG